GUCACGUGGACAGCAUAUGUUCUGAUUAAAUUAGGGUCAAAAUUGUGCAUACUAUUGUGCAUGCCUUUUGCUCGUAGUAGUUAUCUUGACAUGCCAUGACCCCCAUCGGGGUCACACCUGCCUAUAUAUAGUCAAACAGUUAACGAAUGCGUUACCUUACCAAAACAUCAUCAUGAGAAACAUCAUCGUUGCAGCUCUUGCUCUCUUUGCCUGGUAGGCAGUAACUUAAAAAAUUUUUUUUUAGUUCAUUGCAAGUUUUCAAAGUAAACGUAUUUUCUUUCUUUUUUGUGUGUGUGAAAGAUGACUUAAAAGUUUACUAAAAUAAUGUAUUCAUUGGAAAUUCAUAUAUUAUUAUUACUUUGGACAAAUGGAUGUUCAAGAAUGUAUCUUUUUAUUUACCUCAGUUUAUUAUUUUUUUCUAAAUUAAACAAAGUGUAAAAAAAUAUAAGCUGACUGUGACAGUUGAACAAAAUAAUACAUUCAUGCUCUCAAAUUAUUCAUUCGUCUCUUUCAAAAUUUAAGCGUUGUGGCUCAGCCAGGAGGUGGGGGUGGCAAUUUGGACAGAAUUUUCAACCAGUACGCCGGGACUGACAACCAACUCACAAAUGCUGAGUUGAACAGAUUUUGGCUUCACUUUGAUGAUGACGGUAAGAACGUGUCAUUUAGAGAAGAAAAAAACGUAUCAAUUUUUAUUUAUUUUAAAAUAGAUUUUACAGUCCUUUUAAAUUUCCAACGCUAAGGCCUUAGAUCAAAUACGGAAAAAACUAUAGCAUGAGAAGAAAAAGUGGAUUUGGAACGUAUAGCUUGAGUGAUAAUUCAAAAUUUUUAAAUGUGUUUUAUUGAGAUGAAAGGUAAUGGUAUUGCAAAUGACAUGAAUAUAAAUAAAAUUCCACUUGAUUAUUUUUAGCUACAAUAAACCCAUUAAAAAGUCUAAAGAAUAAACCAAUUUCGAUUGUGAAUGACAGUAAAAAUCUUCGUUAAAGGUGACGGUGCAGUGUCCAAACAAGAGUUCGACAGUGGCUGGAGACAAGAGAAUUUCCCCAACCCACAAAACGCUCCACUUUUCUUCCUCGAGUUGGACAGAGUACCUGACGAGGUCCUCAACUCCCAGGACUUCCCUCACAUCUUCAGACUCUGGGAUGAGAACGGUACGUCAGUUUGGAUAGGCUUUUCUCUGAUAAAAUUUAACUCUUAGUAUUCGAUAACGACUUAAUAUUGUUUACUAUUUUAUUCUUUCACUUAAAAUUAUUUUUUUUUAACAAAAAUUAAAACUGACUGAAAUACUUUAAAAUAUAACCUUAGUUACUUGAAAAAUAAGUAUUAUUCUUCUUAACUAAAUAUUGCGCAACGUUAAUGGAUCGUGUAAUUGGGUUCUUGUUAUUUUAUCAUUAGGUGAGACAAAUAACAGCUAAUUUAUUAAUGCCUAAUUUUGCAAAUGUUGCUUGAAAUAAUUAGUAAAAAAAAAUAAUUAAAAAAUAAUAAAGUGCUUUUCUUUGCACUGGCAUUUUGAGCGUAAGGACAAAAAUGGGAUUUGGGUGGAGUACUUGCAAUGUUCUUUAAAUUAAAUUGAAAGGAUUUUUAUCAAAAUGGUUUUUUAAAAUUAUUUAACUAAACAAAAAUUAAAAUAAAAAGUGUUUCUGUGAGUGUGUUUAAAAUCAGAACACAACACUUGAACCAUCAUAAUUACAAUUUAAAAUCUUAAUCCUUAAGUUACUUCCUUCAUACUGACAAUGGAAGAGUUAAGAAGAGUCUAUGUCUGUAAUAUACUGCCAUGUUUUUGGUGACGUAAUUGAGCUUGAUAUGGAUUAGUUCAAACAUUCUUUACUAUGCAGGUGAUGGAUUCGUCACUGAGAGAGAGUUCAGAUUCAACUGGAACGCCUACUUUGAUGAUUAAAUAAAUAUAACACUAAAGCUGUAAUGUUUUCUUAUAUUAAAAAUAUUGAUCAGUAAUAUUCAACGUUAUUUUGUUAUGUAUAAAAGUUGUGGUUUUUUUUAAUUGUGUGCUGUGUAUUUUAAAUUGUUUAAUAUAUUUACAUCUUCAAAAUUAUUUUGAAGGAGACUUUAAAUGUAGUGAACAUAUAAUAUAUAUAUAUAUAUAUAUAUACUUUUUACUUUUAUUCAAAAAUUUGCUAUAACGAGGGAAAAGACAACCUUUUACUAUUACCAUCAAUGUAAAAAUUGUUCCAAAAUAAAAAUAAAAAUAAGACAAGGACGUAAACCUUUUGGUAGAGAAAAAAAUGACUGAAGUUUUGAGCUGUUAAAAUGAUAAGUGCAUAUUAAGUAUAGGUUAACUAGUUAACAAUAGGAUACAAAAUAUACAUUUUUAAAUUUAUAUACGUGUAUAUAGAGUUACCCUAGGUUAUACAUUAAAUAAUUCAAAGACUGUUGUGUAAUAUAAAAAAUGUGUACUUUAAAUCCUAUGGAAGGCUGUUUUAGCCAUAGGCCUCACGUUUCACAUAAGAAACAUAAGAAAAUACUAACUCAAUGCAGCACAACAAACCACGAUGUCAGAGAGCAUGUUCGUAACACAAUAAAUAAUAUAUUUAAGCACAAAUCUGAUAUCUAUUUACUUUUUCUUGCAUAGUUCUUCCGUGUUCACUAAAUCAUUGUUGAUGGUGACAGGUUUGUUUCUUUAUUUUGCCACAUUUUCCAUAACGUCUGCACAUACCAAAACACCAUAUAGUCUGUCCUGGUAUUGUAAAUACGUCAUAAAGAGAAAAAGUAUGGAACAUUUUCAAGACAACUCAGGCCUGAACCUCACCCCCUAAUAUUUUCCUUUUUUUUUAAACAAAACAUUUUUCAAAGAUUAUAUGUGCCAUCAUGAUCCGUGCCAGGAACUCUUAAUAAUGUGAACUUAUCUUUAUAGCAAAUAAUGUACGUGCUACGAGGCCAUCUGUAUUUAAUUUAAAGAUUAGAAAUUAUUCAUAUUAUGUAUGAGCUGAAAAUACCUCAAGUUUUUAAUUUUUAAAAAAAAAAAGAAAAAAAAAUAUUUUUUUUAUUUAAACCACAGCAAAAACGUAUUAAAAUUGAUAUAAUACCAUCAUAAACUCUAAACUGCUCUUUAAAUGGAAAAGUUUAUAAUUUUAAAGAUUAUUGAAAUGAAAUGGUGAAUCGCAAUAAAAUGUACUGGGGAAAAAUAUGGCUACAAUCCCACAUCCGUUAUUAUUUUUUUUUUAAGGAUGCGGCUAUUCGGACCUGGUAUCAGAAGUGAGAGGUUGGGUUUAUUAAAAAAAAUCUUUAAAAUAUUAUUGUAGGGUUUGUACGAUAAAACUUUGGUAUUGAAUCAAAGAUAAGUAAAUAGACUAUAUGUUUAUAAACUUAAUUCUUUAGUUUAACUAAAAUAAACUAUCACAAAGAAUUAAGUUUACAAAUAUACAGUUCAUUCAAUUAUCUAUCAUUCGAUACCAAAGUUUAUCUUACGAACUCAAAAAUAAUAUUUGUAAUAAUUUUGAAUGCCAACGUCUCCCUUCCGGUAGCCGGGUCCGAAUAGCCACUUCGUUUUUUUAAUGCGUGGACAGACCCUACAAACGCAAAGAAAACACUUUUUGGACGGAAGCAAACGCAAAAGUUUCCGGAAACCUAAUUACCGAUAUUAUUCUCCGAUGAUAGCCAAGUAUUGUUAAACUAGUAGCAACCGUUGAUGGAAACCUAGUUGCAAAUACAAAUUUCUGAUGAUAGCCAAAUAUUGUAAAACUUGUAGCUAUCUUUAUCGGGGUAAUCAUCAGAAAUGUACCGCAUCUGCUUCGAGGCGCCUGAGAUAGCUUGUCAUUUAUUGCUUGAGCGCCUUGUAGUGAUUAUAUUUUCAUGAGCUAAAAAGGCUAAGAAUAUGUCACACUUCUGCACAAUUUAGACAUUAGUUGUUUGCUUUUUUUUUUGUUUCGGUUUCGGUUUUUUUUUUCUUUAAUAACAUGAAAGUGCCGGAAACCGUACUAACAUGUGAUUGAUUGUAACUCUCCUCUGCAAUCUUCAGAUGGGGCUAUCAUUAUCCGUAGGUGGGGGUGCAAGAAAUUUUGGAAACUGAGAGGAGUGCAGCGAUGCAAUAACAUUAGGAAGCAGCCGAUCUAGUUGCUCUUGAAGGAAAUAAUGGAAUAAGGAAUGUUGAACAAGGUAUGUCGAGCAAGGUAUGUUGAACAAGGUAUGUUGAAGCUUAAAAUGGAGAAGAUAGGACAUUACAAAUAUAACUUUUCGACUAAAAGAGUUGAUCAGCAGACAGGACAAAACAAGAAACAACAAAGAAAUAGAAAUGAGUUCAAGAAAUGUAAGUGUCUGAAGUUCUCCGUGUUGUAGAGAAACGGUGGAAGCAUAAGUCAUAAAUUGUGGACGGAAAUUAGGUUGUCAAAACAGAAACAAGUGCACUGUCCAAAAGAUUAAAGGAUGUAAAAUAAUUUAGGCAUCCACAAUGUAACAUCUAAGAUUUUAACCGACAUAGAAUAUAUAAAAUAUAGAGAGAAUUUAAGAAAUAAGAUAAGAACAGAAGUGUGGGUAAAUAAAAUUGAAGGCCGCUAGUUAGAGAGUAUUUUGUUGAUUCCAUAUGAUUGAUUUAUGGUGCGGAAAAUUUGAAUUAAUUUGUUUCCAUUCUUCACUCUCGCUGUGAAUUAGGGCAACGGUGGAUAUAUCUCAGGUGCCUUUGUGUUAACCUCCGUUGAAAUGGGUUGAGAACGGGGAUAGCUUGUCUUGUUCGCUAUCAUGAAGAUAUUCUUUGAACCUAUCAGAUACUCCCCUCUCCGAUUCACCUAAAUAAUAAAAAUCACAAAUCUAAAAUUGGUACCAAAAAAUGUGAAUCCCUCUUUGAUGGUAAAGGUACCCAUAAGGCGACUGAUAUAUUUUUUUUCAGUGUAUAGGAGUAGGUCCUUCAAUGACUUUUUGCGCAUGGCUUAGUCCCUAUGUUAGGCACGUUUUUGAGCAUGGUUUAGUUCACAUUAUUAAGAGUUCCUAACACGUAUCGUGAUAUCACAUAAUAUCUUUGAAAAAUGUUUUGUUUUAAAAAUGUUUUAAAAAGGAAAUUAUUAGGGGCUCGGGUUAAAGCCUGAGUAUUUUGCCUUGAAAAUGUUCCAUACGUUUUCUCUUUACAAGGUAUAUGCAAUACCAGGACAGACUAUAUGGUGUUUUGUCACUAUAAACAAUGAUUUAGUAAACAAGGAAGAACUCUAAAAGAAAAGUACGUAGAGAUGAGAUCUCAGAUAGGUACGUAAAGGAAAUUAUUUUUUGUGUUACGAUGACAUAUGAACAUCGUCGUAUGUUGUGCUGCAUUGAGUUAAUAUUUUCUUAUGUUUCCCAGUAUGUGAAAUGUGAGGCACCUAUGGCUUAAACAAACACCCAUAGGAUUCAUAAUACUCUCAUAUUAUUGAUGAUGACACAAAAAGUAUUAAAUUAGUUCAUGUAAAAAUGUGGGGAAUUAAAUACUUUUCUUUUAAAUGUAUAUUUUGUAUAUUGUUGUUUAUGUCGUUAUCGUAUGCUGUAAAUGCAUGUAUCAUUUUAUUAUCUCACAGAUUCAGUCGUAUUUUAUCGCCACAAAUAAGUUUAUAUCUAUGCUUUCUUUUAUAUUUAGUCACAAUAUUUUACAUUCGUUAAAAGCAUAUUUUUGAAUAAAAGUAAAAAUCAUAAGCAUACAUUAUUUGUGCUCACUACAUUUUAAGUUUCCUUUAAAAUAAUUUUGAAAAUGUAAAUAUAUUAAACAAUUUAAAAUACACAGCACACAAUUAAAACAACACAACUUUUAUACAUAACAAAAUAACGUUGAAUAUUACUGAUCAACAUUUUUAAUAUAAGAAAACAUCACAGCUUUAUUGUUAUAUUUAUUUAAUCAUCAAAGUAGGCGUUCCAGUUGAAUCUGAACUCUCUCUCAGAGACGAAUCCAUCACCUGCAUAGUAAAGAAUGUUUGAACUAAUCCAUAUCAAGCUCAAAUACGUCACUAAAAACAUGGCAGGUUUUACACUGUAUCUCAUUAAUUUUAAAGUAACAGAAAUAGACUUGUAUUUAAUAUUCCAUUGUUAGAUAGAAGGAAUAAACUUGAGGCUUGCGAUUUUAAUUUCACCUGUUGUCGAUGUUUUCUGAUUUUUAAGAGUCACAUAGAAACAUUUUUUUUUUUAAUUUUAAUUCUGUAUAACAAAUACAUUAAAAACAAUUAUUUUGAUAAAACUCUUUUCAAAGUCUUUGGAAAAGCAUUUUAACUUACCCAAGCAAAAAUAAUUUUAAUAUGCGAGCACAAAGAAAAGUACGACAAGUUUUUUUUGUUUUUUUUUUUCUUUUUUUUUUGUAUUUUGCUGCUUCUUUGAAUUUGUGACUGCAAGUUUUGGCAGAGAAAUUAUAGAUAUCUCUUAAUAACGAGAUGUUUAAAUAACAGGAAUCCGACGGCAUGAUCCCUUAACAUUAGGCUAAUAGGGAGAAUAAUUGUUUUCAUGUACUUAAGGUAAUGCAUUGAGGUUUAUCAGUUUUAAAUUUAUUUUUUUUUUAAAUUAUCGAUAAAAUUUUUAACUUCGAGCCUGUAUGGAACACUACGGUUAAAAGUAAAGACAGACACCCCUGACAAAACUGACGUACCGUUCUCAUCCCAGAGUCUGAAGAUGUGUGGGAAGUCCUGGGAGUUGAGGACCUCGUCAGGUACUCUGUCCAACUCGAGGAAGAAAAGUGGAGCGUUUUGUGGGUUGGGUAAAUUCUCUUGUCUCCAGCUGCUGUCAAACUCUUGUUUGGACACUGAACCGUCAGCUGUAAGGAAAAAUUAUAAUUUAUAUUUACUUUAAUAUUCUUAUUUUAAUUCUCGGUUUUUAUUUUAAUAAUGGGGCUUUUUAUGCAUAAUUAGGUCAUAUGUAUUUCAUAAUAACAUACAAAAGGUAUUUUUAAAAUAUUAAAUUAUCGUUGUGGAUAUAUGUUCAAAACCUUUUUAUUUUUUUCAUGGUUAUGAUUUUUUAAAUUUUUUCCCCGAAUUAAAUCUAACGUUUAAGUGUUGAAAAUUUUUAUUAGAUUUAAUGUGGGGCAGACUCGAUCUAUGCAAAACUUGCCAGUUUUAAGAAAACUAAACGUUCUUACCGUCAUCAUCAAAGUGAAGCCAAAAUCUGUUCAACUCAGCAUUUGUGAGUUGGUUGUCAGUCCCGGCGUACUGGUUGAAAAUUCUGUCCAAAUUGG
Molecule: messenger RNA, 7123 nt
Organism: Lymnaea stagnalis (great pond snail)
Lineage: Eukaryota; Metazoa; Mollusca; Gastropoda; Lymnaeidae
Source: the annotation of a GenBank genome assembly